Messenger RNA from Carica papaya (papaya), 2061 nucleotides. RefSeq names its product NAD(P)-binding Rossmann-fold superfamily protein. The record is from RefSeq and is a predicted model, not a curated record. NCBI's taxonomy places the organism in Eukaryota, Viridiplantae, Streptophyta, Magnoliopsida, Brassicales, Caricaceae.
UGUGUGGCUCAUAAUCUUCUCUCUUCACUUAACAAUCCAAUUCACUCAUUUCAUUUCUGUUUUUUGAAACUCAACGAAAAAUGGACUGUUGCUAUUCUACUAAACUUCCAUCGCCUUCCAUAUUCAACCUUCAGGGUUGUUGGUCAAGUGUUGGCAGAAAAUUUUCUAAGAAUUCUUUACAUCCUCAGUUGCUGUCCUCUCCACUUCCUAAACCAUUUCUUCAACUUAAUGACAGAGAGAGGUGUUGUGUUCACCAACAAAGUGGGUUUAGAACAUAUAAAGGCCGCAUAUCUGCAGAAGCUGGAAGACAGACUUGGGACUUGGGAAGAUUUUUGAAAACCUUGUAUUUCUUUAAUGGGCCUCCCUCUCCCGCCAAGUUUGUUGAAUCUAUAAUUGAGAAAUUAUCCCCCAAAGAGCAAACAAAGUCAAUGGCGACUUCUGACAUUGUCCUGGUUGCGGGAGCCACAGGUGGUGUAGGCAGAAGAGUAGUUGACAUUUUGCGGAACAAAGGCUUCCCUGUCCGAGUAUUGGUCAGAAAUGAAGAGAAGGCAAGAAGGAUGUUAGGCCCAGACGUCGACUUGAUUGUUGGAGAUGUUACCAAGGAUAAUACCCUUGUCCCGGAGUAUUUUAAAGGAGUGAGAAAAGUUAUUAAUGCCGUUUCUGUUAUUGUUGGCCCGAAGGAAGGUGACACCCCGGACAGAGCAAAAUACAGUCAAGGAAUCAAGUUCUUUGAACCAGAGAUAAAAGGUGCUUCACCUGAAAUGGUGGAGUAUAUUGGCAUGAGAAACUUGAUUAAUGCUGUUAAGAAGAGUGUUGGAUUUCAAGACGGGAAACUUCUUUUUGGAGUUGAAGAUGGAACUUUUAAAGAUCUCCCUUGGGGUUCUUUAGAUGAUGUUGUAAUGGGAGGGGUUAGUCAAAGUACAUUUCAGAUUGAUCCAACUGGAGGUGAAGAUGGUGGACCAACUGGGAUUUUUAGAGGUGUUGUUUCCACCGCCAACAAUGGUGGCUUUUCUAGUGUCAGAACAAAGAACUUUUCUGCACCAGAAGAUCUUUCUGCAUAUGAUGGUUUGGAACUGCGUGUAAAAGGAGAUGGUCGUCGCUAUAAGCUUAUUGUUCGCACCAGUCGUGAUUGGGAUACAGUAGGCUAUACAACAAGCUUUGACACGUUAGAAGGCCAGUGGCAAUCAAUUCGUCUACCAUUCUCAACACUGAGGCCUAUUUUCCGAGCAAGAACUGCAUCAGAUGCACCACCCUUUGACUCGAGCAAUAUCCUAUCAUUGCAGCUUAUGUUCAGCAAGUUUGAGUAUGAUGGAAAUCUGAAUCCUACAUUUGUGGAAGGAGCAUUUCAACUUCCUGUAUCUAUCAUUAAGACAUAUAUAAAGGAACCUGUCACUCCCAGGUUUGUACAUGUGAGCUCUGCAGGAGUGACCCGACCUGACAGGCCUGGACUGGAUCUAAGUAAACAACCUCCAGCUGUGCGCUUAAACAAGGAAUUGGACUUUAUACUUACAUUCAAGUUGAAGGGGGAGGAUCUAUUACGUGAAAGUGGAAUUCCCUAUACAAUUGUGAGGCCAUGUGCAUUGACUGAGGAGCCUGCUGGGGCGGAUCUUGUUUUUGACCAAGGCGACAACAUAACGGGCAAGAUAUCAAGAGAAGAGGUUGCUCGGAUAUGCGUUGCUGCCUUAGAGAGUCCAUUUGCAUGCAACAAAACUUUUGAGGUUAAAAGUGUUGUUCCGUUCAGUGAGCCAUUCACGGUGGACCCUGAGAAUCCACCUCCAGAGAAGGAUUAUGAUGUAUAUUUUAAAAAUUUGAAGGAUGGUAUUACGGGGAAAGAAAUGUUAGAAAACAGCCCUGUUUCAGUUUGAUGCGCGCACACAGCAGAAAUUUUGGCCUUAAGGUCGACAGAUUGGAGACCUAUUGAAGUAAAUAGGUGAGAGAGAUCCUGCAAUUUGCAUCUUAUUCUGUAUCUGUACUUCUAUAUAUUUCUACAUUUGUUUUGUGUGUAUAUAUAUAUCUCUUAAUGCUAAUGGUCAGUAAUGACUGCAAUAAGUUUUAGUUCAA